AUGGACGUAUUUUGCCCGGAGUUUGGGGUCUAUGCCGAAGACUGUCAGCGUCGAGUUCUGCAGAACUGCUUCUCCUAUGAGUCCAGACGGCGAAUAGUUCAUUGGCGCUCUAUUUUUUUCCUGGAACACGUAACGUUUGAAGACAAAAAAGGUCAUAAGCCACGGUUCGAGGAGCUUGAUGCUCUGCGCUCGUUGGAGAUUUUGGUCGGUCUGGUCAUAUUAAUCGCCGUUGAUGGUGUCGAAAGCCAGUACAAUUUGGAAAGAGGUAAAUGA
Messenger RNA from Dibothriocephalus latus, 273 nucleotides. The record is from the annotation of a GenBank genome assembly. NCBI's taxonomy places the organism in Eukaryota, Metazoa, Platyhelminthes, Cestoda, Diphyllobothriidea, Diphyllobothriidae.